AUGCUCAACGGCGAGCUGAAGGCCCGCGCUGACCGGCUGGCGCGGGAAGCCAAGGAGCGCUCCGACGCGGAGCGCCGGCGCCGCGAGAAGGAGCGGCUGCUAGCGGAGCGGCAGGCGGCGCGGCAGCGGGCGCGGGAGGAGGAGCAGCGGGCGCGGCGGCUGGCGGUGCUGGCGGCAGAGCAGGCGGAGGCCGAGCGCCGCGCCGCGGAGACAGAGGCGAACCGCGGCGUCUUCUUCCACGCGCAGCUGCAGGCCGCGCCCACGAGCGCGGCCGCCGCCGCCGCGCGCGGCAUACGGCGCGCGGCCGACAAGAUUGUGCUGCCCAGCAGCGCGGGGGCGGUGCUGAUGGCGCAGGAGGCGUACAAAAACGGGGUGGGCCGCCUGGGGGCUGGUUCAGGGGGCUGCGGGGGGCCCUGGGGGCGCGCGCCGCGCGACGCCUGGACGACUGCCCCGGGGGCCGGCAGGGCGGCGGGCGCGCAGGCGGGCGGCGCCAGGACACGCGGCUGCCAGGCUCACCCCGGGCGUGGGGCGUGGCGUGGAGGCCGCGCGGCGGCGAUGUUUUUCGAGGUCACCGCCCCAAACGGCGCCCGCACCCACGCCGGCGUCCUGGAAUUCAGCCCAGAAGUGCCUGAGGGUGUAGUACUGUUACCCGACAAGGUGCAGGACAGCCUCUGGGGCCUGCAGCAGCUGCCCGGCAGCCACCCACACGCCGCAGACGCCGACCCCGCCGCCGCCGACGCCGACGCGAAAGCGGGCGUCCCCGGUGGCGGCGGGAGCGAAAGCGGCGGGGCGGGCGAAAGCGGCAGGUGCGCGGGGCGCGUGCGCGUGGCGUACCGGCGGCUGGAGAAGGGCAGCUACGUGCGGCUGCAGCCCGAGCUGAGGGCGUUUCAUGAAGAGGUCGGGGCGGACCCCGACGCGAUGAGGGGCGCGCUGGAGGGCGCGCUGCACGCGGUGUGCGCGCUGACAGAGGGGGACUGG
Molecule: messenger RNA, 978 nt
Organism: Monoraphidium neglectum
Lineage: Eukaryota; Viridiplantae; Chlorophyta; Chlorophyceae; Sphaeropleales; Selenastraceae
Exons: 4
Cellular component (GO): VCP-NPL4-UFD1 AAA ATPase complex
Molecular function (GO): polyubiquitin modification-dependent protein binding
Source: RefSeq, a predicted model, not a curated record